Messenger RNA from Mesorhabditis belari, 495 nucleotides. Lineage: Eukaryota; Metazoa; Nematoda; Chromadorea; Rhabditida; Rhabditidae. The record is from the annotation of a GenBank genome assembly.
AUGCGAAUCAAAAUGAAACGCGGGGAUCUCUUCAAUUUCUUCGACAGGGACGAGUACAAGAAAUUUUCCAUUGCACACUGCAUCAGUCGGGAUUGUGCUAUGGGCAAAGGAAUCGCCGUCGAGUUCAAAAAACGUUUUGGCGGUGUGGCGGAGCUGAAAAAACAAGCGGCAACGGCGAAAAAAACAAUUAAAAACGUUUACAAUAAAGAUUUUUCUCAUUUAGAGCCAACCGGAGGAACGUUGUUCACGUUGGAGCGCGCCGAUCGUUCGAUUUGUUACCUCAUCACAAAGGAGUACUAUUAUCAAAAGCCCACCUAUUCAUCGCUGCGAGAAAGCUUGGAGGAUAUGCGUGAUUUUCUGGUCUCAAAGUCGAUUCCGGGAGUUUUGAUGCCAAAAAUUGGAUGCGGUCUCGACAGGCUCGAUUGGGAUAAGGUUGUCAGAAUCAUCGAAGAAACUUUUCAAUCAACUCCCAUCGAGGUUAUCGUCUGCACGUUG